Molecule: messenger RNA, 2527 nt
Organism: Cynoglossus semilaevis (tongue sole)
Lineage: Eukaryota; Metazoa; Chordata; Actinopteri; Pleuronectiformes; Cynoglossidae
Gene: rbfox3a
Product: RNA binding fox-1 homolog 3a
Exons: 16
Coding region: 1048-2169 (373 amino acids)
Biological process (GO): nervous system development; regulation of alternative mRNA splicing, via spliceosome
Cellular component (GO): nucleus; cytoplasm
Molecular function (GO): mRNA binding
Source: RefSeq, a predicted model, not a curated record
AACCCCAUUUUAUUGAGGACCUAAAACUAGUGAUUGAGACCAUUAACUCGUCAAGAAAAUCUUUAUGGAGGCCAUAAAUUGAACGGAAAGUAGAGCCUAUUCCCCCAUUUCAAAACCAUUGGAGCAUUUCCUGCCUUUUUCCCGGGUCUUCCCCGUGCAACUAUAAUUUGGGAAGUGAAUAGAGACGUCCAUUUCUCAUGCACGGUCGACAGAUUUGUCAUUAAGGAAGUGAAGAGUGGGCGAAAUCUUGUUUUUAAUCUUAAACAUUGCAAACUUUACUGAAGUUUUGACACUUUGACUGCUCUUUUAGGGUUGGAACUCUAAAAUACCUGCAAACCUUCAGCCCCCCUGAGCCAGCUAAUUAGUUUUCAAUGGCUUCAUAACGUAUAACUAUGAAAUAAUGCAGCAGCCAAAACCCAAAGUCAUUAAAGUAAAUAAAAAAAAUAAAGUGAUGUUUUAGUUAGGAAUAUUAAAAAAAACAGAAUUAAAAAAAAAAGAGUGCUUCAUUUAAAUGCUGAAGUAAUAUUUUAAACCUAUAUACCUUUCCAGUGAUUCAUGCCUUUCUUUGCUUUUUUUCUUUCUUUUUUUUUCAUUUGCUCAAUGUUUGUCUCACAUGACAAACGUGUUUCCUGUUUUAUUUUGAAACGUUGUCUCCUGGUGCUGCUUAUAUUAUAUUCUACUUCCUGUCCUUCCUGAUUGGCCUGAUGUGUUUCACCUGUGUUUGAUGAGUUGCCCCUGUUCCACUGCUCCCUCGGUGUCUGGGGCUGCUGUGUUGUGUUUGUCUGGACUCAUUGUUGGAUUAGCUGUUCCUCCUCAUUCCUGCCCCUCCUGCUGUGGAUUUUGUAUUUUGAUUCAGGCAGAGGGACAGUCACAGAAAUGCUGACAGUCUAACAGACUCUCCCUACAUUUGUUUCUCAUCCCGACCAGACAACCACAUCAUCCGAACAGUGCGACACUGAACUGGAGUCACAUUCAGGCGCCUCAUCACCUACUUUGAGUCACUAACGGCAGCACAAAGGUCUCUCUUUUCAGACCAGUCAGCUGUACAUGGAGACCCCCAGCUGGGCAGAAACCAAGCCAGGAAGUGGUCUGUGCAAACCAGGAACCAUUGCUCUGUUUGGUAACGUGGUGUACAGCGGGCUGCUCAACGAGCACUUCUGGCACUUUGGGGUUCCCCUCGUCACCAGACUGGGUAACCAAGAGGCCCCAGCUCCUCCUGAAGCCAUGGCCCAGCCCUUCCCACCAGCCCAGUACCCCGCUCCACCACAGAAUGGGAUCCCUGCCGAGUACGCCACGCCCCACACCCACCCGCCAGCCGACUACACAGGACCCAGCACGGUGGCAGAGCACGCCCUGACCUUGUACACGCCAACACACACACACAGUGAACAGCCGGGAACUGACAGCAACACCCCCACCCUCACAGCCACCACAGUAACGCAGGCAGAGGAGGCUGUACAGACGGAGGGUUCCCAGCAGCUCCACCUGCAGCCCAAUGACUCAUCUGGGAAGCAGCAGCCUAAGAGGUUACAUGUCUCCAACAUUCCUUUCCGCUUCCGAGAUCCCGACCUGCGGCAAAUGUUUGGGCAAUUUGGCAAGAUUUUAGACGUGGAGAUUAUUUUUAACGAGCGAGGCUCCAAGGGCUUUGGGUUUGUAACAUUUGAAACCAGUGCAGAUGCCGAUCGUGCACGGGAGAAACUAAAUGGUACAAUCGUAGAAGGACGGAAAAUAGAGGUCAACAAUGCCACAGCCAGAGUAAUGACCAACAAGAAGGUGGCAAACCCGUACACAAAUGGCUGGAAGCUGAACCCAGUGGUUGGAGCCGUAUAUGGUCCUGAAUUUUAUGCAGUGACAGGUUUUCCAUACCCCAGUACAGGCGCAGCCAUGGCCUAUAGAGGGGCCCAUUUGAGAGGGAGGGGUCGGGCCGUCUACAACACGUUCCGUGCUGCACCUCCUCCUCCACCUAUCCCUGCUUACGGAGCUGUGGUUUACCAGGAUGGCUUUUAUGGGGCAGAAAUAUACGGAGGGUAUGCAGCGUACAGAUAUGCCCAGCCAGCUGGUACUGCUGCAGCUGCUUACAGUGACAGUUAUGGCAGAGUCUAUGCAACAGCAGACCCAUAUCACCACACGAUCGGUCCUGCGGCCACUUACAGUGUAGGCACUAUGUAAAUAAAACAAAGACUAGAGGGAUGAGUUCAGAUGGACAUCAUCUUAAAAAAAAAAGAAGAACAUCAUGGACACAGAAGGACACUAAAAAAGAUGACCUAAAACAAAAGAGCAGAUUUCUAAAGGAGCCCUUCUAUCAAGAAAAGGAAGGGAUCGAGGAGGAUGGAGGAUGUUUCUGGGCCUGCUCCGAGGCCAGGGCCUGAACCAUUGAGCCUGUAGUCCAGGGGGGAAAGGGAUCCUGCUGACCCCUGACAAAAAAAAAACAACAAAGCCUUGCUGGGUGGAGUAGACCGAUUAGAGAGGUCACCAUAAAACAUUUUAUUUUUGUAAACUUUUUUAAGUUUAUGGUUUCCAAAAAAAA